Molecule: messenger RNA, 956 nt
Organism: Ruditapes philippinarum (Manila clam)
Lineage: Eukaryota; Metazoa; Mollusca; Bivalvia; Venerida; Veneridae
Product: ADAM 17-like protease
Exons: 8
Biological process (GO): membrane protein ectodomain proteolysis; Notch signaling pathway
Cellular component (GO): plasma membrane
Molecular function (GO): metalloendopeptidase activity
Source: RefSeq, a predicted model, not a curated record
UCCAAAAUAUUCGGAAUACUUUUGUUGUGAUCCUUACUAAUUGCUUUUCCUUCCGUGUUUUGAUGAGAACAGCAACCGAUUUAGAAAUUGAUGAUUAAUGUCAAUGAAUUAUGUGACAGGAAUAUAUUUUAAAAAUGAAAUUUAAUGCACUUAUUUUUCGCCUUUUAUACGUUCUGCUGAUAUCUCCAGUAAGUGGAAACAUCCAGAAUCAAUUAAGAUAUUUUGAAACUCUGAAGACAACAGACUUUACACACAGGGUCAAAAGGUCAUUAGAUCCCAAUCCUCACAGUUCGGCACACAUUACAGAGGUGACAGUCAACACCCUCGGAAGACAGUUUCAUCUAUACCUUAAGCCAUCAAACAUCCUGUCUUACGGGUUUAAGGCUUCAAUUGUCCGAGGUAAUGGCAAGUCAGAACCUUUCUAUUUAAACGGAGGAUCACUUUUCACUGGAAAUGUUGCAGAUGAUGAAAGUGCUAUAGCAAAUGUGAAUUAUGAUGAGAACGGAGCAAUUCUUGCCAACAUCGUUACUAAAGAUGAUACGUAUGUUAUUGAGCCAUCCUGGAGAUUAUUGCCAGAAUCUGAUAACCACACAAUGGUGUCAUAUAGAAAAUCUGACAUGAAAUUUGAAUAUGCUGAUAAUGGACAACACAUACAUCCUGUAUGUGGCAUUAAAGAAGGGAAUGAGGACGAUGAGUUACAUGGUAGAGUAGAAGUGGAACAACAUGAAUCUCACAGAUACAAGCGCGAGACGUCACCAUAUCUUGCCGAGAGAACAACUUGCCAGUUGAUGGUCGUUGCUGACUACAUGUUCUACAGACAUAUGGGAGGAUCUUCAGCUAGAGCCACCGCCCUUUAUCUAAUUAACGUGAUACAGUUUGUGAACACAAUUUAUCGCCACACACAGUUUGACCAGUCCUCUAAUUCUAUGAUAGGCGUAGGGUUUGAGAUUGGAGAG